GGACAGUUACAUUAUCAUAAUGCUGUCCUCUAAUGUAGGCGGAGUUUGAGAGAACUCUAUAUUUAAGAGGCAAACAUAUUAACUCCAGCAGUUCAAGAAAGUUGCCAGGGAGCACGAUUUGUAACUUGGAGCCCACGGAUCCACAAAUCCACCUGUUCAUUAAACAUUUCAGAAUGUUGAAAGUGACAUUAGGCCUCGCUCUGGUGACUCUGGUUGCUUGCUCGCAGUGUCCCAACAAUGAAGUCUGUGAUGCGGGCCAGACAUGCUGCCAGGAUCCCACCGGAGACUUCAGCUGCUGUCCUUACCAUCACGGAGAGUGCUGUGAGGACCACCUGCACUGCUGUCCUGAAGGCAUGCUGUGUAGUGUUGUGGACUCCACGUGUAUAAACAGCACACAUACACUGCCAUUAGAGGAGAGGAUACCGGCUAAACAGACCGACCUUCCCAAAUCGUUCAGAAUGAUUCCCUCAUUACCUGCAAGUGAAGACGACAUCACCUGUCCUGAUGGCUCCUUCUGUCCUGCCGAGUUCUCCUGUCUGCUGAUGGCUUCAUCAUAUGGCUGUUGUCCCGUAGCACAGGGCCUUGUGUGCUCAGACGGGAAACACUGCUGCCCAAAAGACCACGAAUGCAGUGCAGACAGCAGUUUGUGUGUCAAACUAAAAGAACCAGUCGAGACUGUUCUCUGUGGAAAUGGGACCUCAGAGUGUCCCGUGGACACCACAUGCUGUGAGACAGAAGAUGGUCAGUGGGCAUGCUGCCCCAUGCCAAAGGCUGUAUGUUGUGAUGAUAAAAUCCACUGUUGUCCUGAGGACAGUGUCUGUGAUGUUGAAGGCUCCAAAUGUAUGUCCACCAAUCAGGAGCUGCCAAUGUGGGCCAAGUUCCCUGCUCGUCUUAGAGCUGAAUGGGAAGAUCACAAACCUGCAGAAAUAAGGGCUGAAGCUGAACCCACCACAAACAGACAAAUCACUACUGCUGGCAUCCAAAUGACUACACUGGCUAGUGCAGUCCCAGAGAUGCCUUCUGUUCAUUCAGCCUGUGAUGUUCUGUGCAAUGACACUGCGGCCUGUCAAGAUGGAAGCACAUGCUGUAUAACUCAAGAAGGAGAAUGGGCCUGCUGUCCUCUACCACAGGCCGUGUGUUGUGAAGACUUCAUCCACUGCUGUCCUCAUGGUACGACAUGUAAUGUUUCUGCCGGGUCUUGUGAUGGGUCUUCCGGCUCUAAGCCUUGGCUGGAGAAGGUGCCUGCUCUCCCUAAAGCAGGUCAGAGGUCACCUGGGAAAGUGAAGUGUGACUCUAGCCACGUUUGUCCUGACUCCAGCACUUGCUGUAAGAACACCGAUGGAGACUGGAGCUGCUGUCCUUUGCCUGAGGCUGUAUGUUGCACAGAUGGUGAACACUGCUGUCCGGUUAACUAUAAGUGUGAUGUGACCAGGGUGUCUUGCAUCAAGGGAGAUGUGGUGAUCCCCUGGUACAAUAAAAUUUCUGCUCUAAGCACACCGGCUCCAAGCUUGGAUCUCGGUGCUGUUGAGUGUGACAAGGAGUCAAGCUGCUCUGCAGAUUCAACCUGCUGUUAUCUAUCCAUGGCAGAAUGGGGCUGCUGCCCUCUUCCUGAGGCUGUUUGCUGCCCAGACCAGGAGCAUUGCUGUCCCAAAGGCUACAAGUGUGAUCUGCGUAGACGCUCCUGCAUUAAAACCACCUGGCUGCAUGUGGAAAUAGUCCCAUUGGCCCACAUUGGCAGCCAAACACUACAGUCGAGCAUCUCAGAAAAGGACAUUCAGUGUGGAGAUGGAUAUAGUUGCAAAGACAGUGAGACCUGUUGUCCAACCUCCCAGACCACCUGGGGCUGUUGCCCAUCUCCAAAGGCGGAGUGCUGUGAUGAUAUGAAACACUGCUGCCCUGCUGGAUACAAAUGCGGCGAGGGCGGAAUUUGUACUUCAGUCUUAGGCUUUAACUGGAACAACUGGAACAACUGGAACAACUGGAGGGUGUUCUUCUCCAAGAAGAAACGAGCUAGUACUCUUUAAACAAAAAAAAAACAAAAAAAAAAAACACCUGGGUUGUUCCCACUCAGUGGGGUUAAUGGCCAAAACUACCUACAGUGUCAGAUUUUAAGAAAAAAAAUAAUUUAUCAAAGUAAUAAUCUGAAACACUCAGAUGUUUUAUUUGUAGGAGAAAGUUUCAUUAGGGCUGUAUGUGAUGGUUAAUAUCUGUUCCCAUUGUCUAUCAUCAGUAAUACCAACUACAUUUUAUCAACGGAGCCAUUUUACACUGUACAUUUACACUAAUACUGUCCAUUUUAAGAAUGGAUCAUUAUAAGUGUAAACUGGUCAUAAUAUUUGGUUUUGGUAACUGCUCAGUUUAUCUGAAGAAUAAUUUGAUUAUGCAAUGAUGAAAAUAUGAAACACAUAUGCAUAGAUUAUCUCUAGUUUUAACUCACACUUCUGUCAUUUUAACUUGUCAUGUACAAAUAUCACAGGCCUCUCUCUAUGGUUUACAGGUUAAAUUUUUUCAGACUUGACAUCACGUGAUCUUGUGUCUCAUGAUUAUGAGCACAUAUCAAAUUGGUCUUCUUUAGAUAACGAACAUCACCUUUUCUGUUUAACUUCCUUAUUGCAGCUCUUUACCAUUAGUUGUGUAAUUGUCUUCUUUAUUGAUUUAAGUGCUGGUUUUUUAACAGUUAUGUUGAUAGAGCAUUGUGAAAGACAACUAAAAGAUAUCUUAAGUAAAAAUGUGACCAAUCUGAAACCUUGACAGCUCUAAUAAAGAAAUAAAUG
Messenger RNA from Carassius gibelio (silver crucian carp), 2774 nucleotides. Its product is annotated as progranulin. Gene Ontology annotation, cellular component: extracellular region. Bases 174 to 2024 code for a protein of 616 amino acids. The transcript has 14 exons. The record is from RefSeq and is a predicted model, not a curated record. NCBI's taxonomy places the organism in Eukaryota, Metazoa, Chordata, Actinopteri, Cypriniformes, Cyprinidae.